Acaulospora morrowiae is the source of this 3129-nucleotide messenger RNA. The record is from the annotation of a GenBank genome assembly. Lineage: Eukaryota; Fungi; Glomeromycota; Glomeromycetes; Diversisporales; Acaulosporaceae.
AUGAGUGGCGACGAUAACAUCAAUUUUACCUCUAGUUCAGAGGAGGAGACUCAUGUUAUCCAAUAUGAAAGGGAUACGGUAGAAGAUCUAAAAGUCUCGGAUUUAUUUCAUUCUCAACAUAAAAAAAUUUCACAGGUCAACCGCGAAAGAUGGGCAUAUUUUUCAUACAUAUAUCGCGCCUUCAGCUAUAUAGGCAUUGCAAUUUAUCUAGACUGGACCAUAUUCAUUAGACAUCCGGUCAAUUUUUUUGUGAUAACUCUUCAUUUUAUCUUUUCUAUCAUUGGUUUACUUCUAGUCGGCACAUGUCUUUUGAUAACGGAAACGUAUAUAAAAUAUUUUCAUUACUCUACGCGAAAAAGAAUUUAUGGAUAUUGGGGCAAUGACAAAGAGCAUAAAGAGUAUUGGAAGAACUUUAAUGAAUAUGGAAACUUUAAACGUUGUAAGAACCAUUUCUUUGUUGAAAGUCGACAAGAUAGCGACCCUUGUGACCCUUGUGGCUCUUGCAAGAAACGUCGAGAUGGUGAAAGUCAAAAACAUUGUGACCCUUGCAAAAAAAUAUCCGAUAAUUGCAAACAAUAUUACGAGCAAGAAAAAAAACACCUCGAAGAUUUAAAGGAGGGCUUGCGCUUAGCGUGUAGAUUCUUUGAUAGUUUAGAAGAGGUGAUGGGAUAUUUCUUCUCAAAUAACCAAAGCGAUAAUGAAGAGCUAAAAACAAAAAUCAAAGAUCGUCGCAAAAAACUCAAAGAUCUUAUCAAAGAGAUAGAAGAUAAUGACGGUCAUCAAAAGAUCUGGUGGCAAAAUACAUAUAAUAUAGAAAAACUUGAAGGGCUAAGGGAUAUAAUUGAUGAAUGUCUCCAAGAUCCAAAGAAUGAUGUCAAUGGUCGUCUAAAGGUUCCAAAUAAUGAAAUGGAUAAUAUUCUUAAAGAUAUUCUUGAAGAUAUAACGAAAGAAACUAAUGAUUAUUAUAGUAUAUUGGAGAAAGAUUCAACAGAAAUUGAUAAUGGUAUUCUCGACGUGCUAAAGGAUUAUGAAGAAAUCUUGAAUCAAAAUUCAGAUCUCGAAUAUCUAGAAGAGAUAAAGAAGAUGAUAAAUAAUGAUUUUCUUAAAAAGCUAACAGAAGAAAAUGAUUUUCCUGAAGAUAUAGAGGAAGAAAAUGAUUUUCUUGAAAAGCUAGAGGGAGAAAAUGGUGCGAUCCUGGAGCAAAAUGCGGAAGAUAAAGAAAGCGACCGUAUUCUUAAAAAAGCAAUUGAGAAAGUAGAUGAAAAUUUUGAAAUUUUACGAGAUGGAAUAGAAUUAUUGGAUGAUGAAUACUUCGAAUAUUUUGGGAAUAAAAUGAGUGAUAAAAACGAUAGUAACAUGGAAUCCGUUAGUGAUAGCCAUGUCAAAGAUUUAAGAGAUGUGUCUAAUGACACCCGAGUUUGCAAUAAGUUCGAGAUGCUUCUUUUCUUGGCAACCAUUAUAUAUAAACGGGAAGAUUACCUUAUUGCAAAUAUUCACAAAAAUAUCAACAUCCUAAAAAAAGCGUAUCAUUUGUGCAAAUGCAAAAAAGGAAAAAAUCAUGAUAACGAUUGUUUAAAGCUAGGAAUUAUGAGCAAGGUCAAAGAUUAUCUAAAAAGUUUAAGAGAAAUUGCCGAUGAGUAUAAAGAAAAUGAUGAAAAAAAGCGUAGAAAUUCAAGUAAACCUGCAGAGGAAAACCCCCACGAGCAUAAAGGUGAAAAGAUAUCCCAUGAAGCUACAGAUGAAGAGAUAUUCGAUGAAACUACAGGUGAAAAGAUAUCCCAUGAAACUACAGAUGAUGGGAUAUCCGAUGAAACUACAGAUGAUGGGAUAUCCGAUGAAACUACAGAUGAUGGGAUAUACGAUGAAACUAAAGAUGAAGAAAAACUUUUUAAUGAGAAACUCAAAUGGAAGAACGAAAUGCACAAGCUCUCCCUAUAUCUAACUUUUUCCGCUUUUUGGCCUUCCUUUAUAAAAAAUCUCUUGAGUUCAACUAAACCACUCACCGAUAGAAGUCACGCUUUUGAAAUGGAAACUUUGGGCGAAAUAAGAGAACACAUAAAGGAAAUUGUAGAAUAUAAUGAACUUCAUAUCAAUAACGUUAUUAAACAAGUCGAUUCGGAUUUUCGAUUUACUUCUAUCUCCGAGCUAAAUACAGAUGAUGGUGGCUCAUUUUGUGGAAUGUUUUAUAAUAAAGAAAAAAAUUUCAUUGCAGUGGUUUUUAAGGGGACGACUCCGGAUAAUUAUGGAGAGUGGCUAUCCAAUCUUACAUUUCAGUCCGUAGAUGCUCGAAGUUUCCUCUUCGGACAAGUUCACAGAGGAUUCUAUAAUUAUCUUUUUCCAAUGGACGGAAAGGAACAUGUUCGAACCUCGCGAAAUUUUCCUUACAAAAGAAUCGUUGAUACGAUUAAAGCCAAAGCCGAAGAAAUUAAGAGGUAUUGGGGUAAAAAAGGCUUGGACAGAAAAGUAAAUUUGUGGAUAACCGGUCAUUCGCUCGGAGGGGGGCUAGCAGUUCUAUUUUAUGCACGUUUAUUAAAAAUAGAAUUGGGUAUUUUAAAAGAUGUUUGUGAACUUCGAGAUACAGUAACUUUUGCGAGCCCUGCGGUCGGCGAUAGUCAUUUCGCUGUCGAACUUAAUUUUUAUAUAAACAAGCUCAACGAAAAUCAUCCACUGUGGCGUUUCGUCUUAAAGGAAGAUAUUGUUCCAAAAUUGCCAUAUCGAGCUUUUAGUAAAGGAAUGAGAAAAUAUGGUUAUCAUAGUAAUGUGUUGAUGAACUAUUUUCAAGUCGGAGAGAAAGUUGUAUUUCAUCACCAUAAAAACAAGUCUAUAUUGUCUGGAAAAUUCGGAAAAGAAGAAAAUCCCAAAAAGCCAGAGUCAAAUCGUGAGUUAUUUAGAUAUAAAGAUGAUCCGACAGAUCUGGAAAGUUGCUUAGAAAAACAUUACGACCAGAAGAAUACUCUCAAACGUUCCCUUAUAAAAACCUUUAAAAAAUUUAAUUUUCUCGCAAUACCGGAUAUCAUCGAACAACACGGAACAGAUAGUUACAUUAAUGCCUUGAGCGCUUACCGAAUGUACCAUUUAAAGAGAAAAGAAGCCGAAUGUCAGAAAAAAGAGGAUUCGAAAAUUUCUUAA